Molecule: messenger RNA, 519 nt
Organism: Knipowitschia caucasica
Lineage: Eukaryota; Metazoa; Chordata; Actinopteri; Gobiiformes; Gobiidae
Source: the annotation of a GenBank genome assembly
AUGGUGGCACGGUCGCUCUCACGGAGCUCCAAGAACCAGCCACCACUGCCCACUCUGCCCCAGAACCAGCCGCCUUUGCCACAGGACCAGCCGCCUCUGCCCCACAACCAGCUGCCUCUGCCCGCUCUGCCCCACAACCAGCUGCCUCUGCCCGCUCUGCCCCACAACCAGCUGCCUCUGCCCGCUCUGCCCCACGACCAGCUGCCUCUGCCCCACAACCAGCUGCCUCUGCCCCAGAACCAGCUGCCUCUGCCCGCUCUGCCCCACGACCAGCUGCCUCUGCCCGCUCUGCCCCACGACCAGCUGCCUCUGCCCGCUCUGCCCCACAACCAGCUGCCUCUGCCCGCUCUGCCCCACAACCAGCUGCCUCUGCCCCAGAACCAGCCGCCUCUGCCCCAGAACCAGCCGCCACAACCCAGAACUCGCAAUUCCACUAAUUUGAAGAGGUGGGGGCACUCUGAGUUUACCCUGGCUGACUUCCAAGAAGAAACCUCCCAGACCCGAAUGGGCAUCCAGUGA